GGAGGCUGGGCCAGCCAGGACAGCUCACUAAGGGCAGAACUUUCUCCUAAGCACCUCAAGGCCAGACCUUGAUCAGGUACUAAGCUUGCUUCCACCUGCUUCCUCUAGUUCAUUGCUUAAAUUUGUCUUCAGUGAGGCUGUCAAUAUGGCUCAGUGGUUAAAGGGGCUUGCCACUAAACCAGAUGACCAGAGUUCAGUGCCCAGGACUUACAAGGAAGAAGCAGAGAAUUGACUCUCACAAGUUGUUUUCUGACCUCCACAUGCACACUUGGGGCAUGAGUGUGCCCACACAUAUAUCACACACACACACACACACACACACACACACUAAGUAAAUGUAUAUUUAAAAAAAAACUUGACAAGUGAAAGGGUUUGUUAAUAGAUUGCUGAGACAGACUGGAAGAGUUUCUGAUGGAAUAGGUUAGGGGUGAACUGGAGCAAAACGUUUCAAAGUUCCCAGGAGACAGGGAGGCUACAGCUCUUGGACUGUAGUUGUGAAAGAGCCCCGCACAGAACUUUGAUUCCUGUUCAUCCUCUUCCUCAGCAUGGGAAUAAAGUCACAGCACAGAGGGCUGGAAACCCCAAGGCAGAGACCUGAGCACCUUGGACUUCAUUUGAGGUACCCCUGAAGGAUUCGGGCAGCUGGACACUAGUCAGGGUAGAAACAUGGAAGCCCGUGGAUCCUCAGUGUUUCUUGGGUACUUCAUUGGUUGGCACUAUUGACCUGUUUUUUCUUUCUUCAACACAUGCUGAUUUGGUGCUGGGUCUGAGGUGACAGAGGAGAAAAAAAAAAAACAAACAAAACAAAACAGUGUGAUCCUGUCCCUUCAAAGACGGUCUGGUGACUAGGAAGGAAAUAUUCGAACUGUUAAUAACUGUUCUCUGGACAGAGUGUGGGUGAAGUGGGAGGAACCCUGGCAUCUGAGUUACUAGAACCUUCUUGGGAGAAUUGGCAUUUAGACCCAGACUUGAAGGGUUUUCAAGAAUCUGGAAGAUAGAAGGGGUAUGUUGUUGAACUCAGUCCAGAGAGUAAAAAAAUGACCAUUUGCAUCAGAUGAACUGUACUUGCUUGCAAGAGACCAUCAAGAUGCAGCUGUUGACUGCUGACAUUUCCUCAUAGAAGUUGGGGGUGGGGCUUGUUGGUUCCUCACCUGAGCCUCAAGCCCCUCCUUCCAGCCUUUUGUAGUUAAGUCUGCCCUAAUUGCGAACAGGAGGUGCUAGAGUAUAUAGGCUGGUAAAGUUGACACAAGGGAGCUCCUGCCACUGACUGAAGUCAUUGUUUCUGUUGAAUGACGAAUGACCUGCAGCUGCUGCUUUGGGGUCGCUCAGGUUCUUGUCAGCAACCCCUCAACAAUAUUCUGUGAGUCCAGCACUCUCAUGGGUUCCCAGGGUUAACCUUGUCGUACCUGUGCUUUGGUUUGUUGUUGGGACCUUAGGAGGAAGGAGUAAACUUUUACUUCUCGGGGAAGAGAUUCUUGAAUAGGGUUAUCAGGGACCAAGCAACAGAACUGAGAUGUGACAUUCUACAGAGAGAAGUGGCCCGGAAGGCUUGCUAGGUAGUUCUUUUGCCACACCUGGCUCCUUCCUUUUGGGUGGCUCAAUUUCUGUCACCCGGCUUGGUUGCUCUUGAGCUGAUGUGCCCCAAGGCUCGUUCUGACACCUCUUUCCUCUCACACCCUGACCCCUGAUCUCUGCUCAUGACCUGGGUAACCUCUGCUGGCUCCACAUGGUUGGCUGUAGGCGUCGCUGGAUUCUUGCUGGUGAACAGCACACUGCAGCAUCCCGAAAGGUUACCUAAGCCAUGAGGUCCAUGACAGGUGCAGUAUGAAUGGUUAAUGGCUGCUGCAAACCAGAAGUUUCUCUGUUCUGCUUCUGACUCCACAACGUAGUAACCAACUGACCUAAUGACAACACUCAGCUCACAAAGCUGCUCUGUCAUUCACAGUGAGAAUCAACUGUCACUCCGUGAAACCGAUAUUAAGUACUUUAUUUGGAUUCUCUUGAGAGAUGGUGUGUACCCAGUUCAAGGUUGCCAGUGUUAGAGCCAGGUCUGGAGGCCAGACUUCUCUAAUGCCUAAGCUAUUUUCUUCACCUCGCAUUCGGCCUGUCCAUCAAAUAACAGGCAAGGGAAAGGAGGACGGUAAAUUGCAGGAGUGUAACCACUUAAGAGACAUUAAACAUUUUUCAUCAUUCACCUUAUUUUAGUGUGUACUUCAGUGCCUAUGUGAGCCAAGUCCACAAUUUCUCCAUAUUGCUGUUUCUACUUUUAACUUCCCUGACCAGAAACUCUUGGGUACUUCCAAAGGCCACGGUAGGAAGUAGGUGUUGUAACUAUGAUCACCACCCACUCAGCUGACAAGCCGGACCGUGGAGCAGGUUGUCAAAUAUCAGGCGUGCGGAGGGAAGUCCCCGGCUACUUCAACUAAUUGCCUAUGGCUUUCUGGACAGCAGUAGAGCGCUGUUUGAGAUCAGUUAACUCUCCUACCCCCACAGCACGCAACACACACACACUCCACCAAAUGCUCUUUUUCCAGUUAUGGCUGAGAUGUUAGGUUCAGUAGAUGAGGGUGCCUGCCAGGUACCUGGCUGGGUGAGCACCGCCCAAACUGGUCGGGCUAGUUCACCCCGUGUCUGUUUCUGCCAGGACUUGCCCUUGUGUAGGGAGGGUAUGGACCUACCCUUCUCCACAGCAACACUGGUAGGUGGAAGGCGCUGUGGGCAUUAGUCUGGCAGUAAGACCAGAUGGGUGGAGCUGAAUUAAUCUAACCUGGAAUUUCAACUUGGCCAGUAACAACAGGUGAGGGGUGGAAGAGAAUCAGCACAGAGAAAUGGACAGUUUGGCAAGUUGGAAAUACUCAUGUGUCUUGCCCUUACCCACUGCCUAGACUUUUUCAAAGUGUCUGCGAUAUUUAGGCCUCGGUGAGGACAUGGGCCCUCGAAGAAUGAGUUCAUCCCAAAUCUGCCUAGGUUCCUCUCCGCAACGCUCCCCUUCUCUCUCCUCUGGGAAGCAGGGCGGGGGGUCUCGGAUUAGUCUUUGUUUUAGAAGCUAAAGAGCCAGAGAGCAGCGCCGGGGAGACUGGCAAUGGCAGAGCCCUGAGGUCGGCCGGGGCAGGGCGCUCGGCUGUGACCCUCAUGCGGAUGCCAUGCAGCAGGCGCUCGAUCUCUGCCCUCGGGCACCCACUUCUUGCCGGUCAGGCUGACUCGGUACGCAAACCCGCGAUGAUGUCCCCUAUUGUCCUGCCUCGGUCUGAGAGGCAGCCGAGGAGGAGAAAGGGGGUCGGUUGGGCUCCGGGCAGCCAGGCGAGCGUGGGGCGUCCCGAGCACGCAGGGAGUGGCAGGAAGUGGGGACACCCAGGCGGCUGGGCCAAGGGCCUAGCUGGGGAGGUCCGCGCCCCGCCCCGCCCCUCCUCGACAGCUUGGGCUGCGGGCCCCGCCGGAGGGCAGGGAAGGGCCAGCCGGCGGGGACAGCCGCAUCUCUGGAGGGCCCCUCGGAGAGGCCUGGGGAGGCGCUGCAGGCAGCGUAGCCUUCUCCAUCAUCCUGACCCAGGGAGGGGAACUCCUCACCCUAAUCUGCCCCACCACACACCCACUGGCUCACCUCAUGCCGGAGCCCGGGGUGGGUGAGGGUGAAGAACCCACCCAGCCAAGAUGAAAUCUUCCUUGGGGGCUGCUGCUGCUACUGUCUUGCCCCAGAUCCUGGGGCCCUGCAGGUGGGAGACUGGUCCUGGAAGGAGUCCCGCGAGCCGGCUGCAGAGGAGGUGAAGAGGGUUAAGAAGAGGCGCCCAUCCCAGAGGCGGAAGCUCUUUGCCUUCACCCUUGUAGACUUGUUUAGGAGAGAAGGACCUGUUUGCAGGCAGGAGACUGGACAGUUUAACCUGGCAUCUAUGCCCCCUUCCCUGGCAACGGCAGCGUCAUGAGCCAGUUUCAGGUGCCCUUGGCAGUCCAACCGGACCUGUCAGGACUUUAUGAUUUCCCGCAGGGCCAGGUGAUGGUAGGGGGCUUCCAGGGGCCUGGGCUUCCGAUGGCUGGGAGUGAGACCCAACUGCGAGGGGGUGGAGAUGGGCGAAAGAAAAGGAAACGGUGUGGGACCUGCGAUCCCUGCCGACGUCUGGAAAACUGUGGGUCUUGUACCAGCUGCACCAAUCGUCGAACACACCAGAUCUGCAAACUCCGCAAGUGUGAGGUGCUGAAGAAAAAAGCGGGGCUCCUUAAAGAGGUGGAAAUAAAUGCUCGUGAAGGAACGGGGCCCUGGGCACAAGGGGCGACUGUCAAGACAGGCUCAGAGCUCAGCCCAGUUGAUGGACCUGUUCCAGGUCAGAUGGACUCAGGGCCAGUGUACCAUGGAGAUUCAAGGCAGCUAAGCACCUCAGGGGCGCCCGUCAAUGGUGCUAGAGAGCCUGCCGGACCCAGUCUUCUGGGAGCUGCGGGUCCUUGGCGGGUAGACCAGAAGCCCGACUGGGACGCUGCCUCAGGCCCUGCUCACACCGCUCGCCUGGAAGAUGCCCACGAUCUGGUGGCCUUUUCGGCUGUGGCCGAAGCUGUGUCCUCUUACGGGGCCCUUAGCACCCGGCUCUAUGAAACCUUCAACCGUGAGAUGAGUCGUGAGGCUGGGAACAACGGCAGGGCACCCCGGCCUGAGAGCUGCUCUGAGGGCGGUGAAGACCUGGACACGUUACAGACGGCCCUGGCCCUGGCGAGGCAUGGCAUGAAACCACCCAACUGCAACUGCGAUGGCCCAGAGUGCCCUGACUACCUCGAGUGGCUGGAGGGGAAGAUCAAGUCUGCAGCCAUGGAGGGAGGGCAGGGGCGGCCCAGGCUCCCAGGCACUCUGCCUCCGAGUGAGGCUGGCCUUCCAGCCCCAAGCACCAGACCACUCCUUAGCUCUGAGGUCCCCCAGGUACCUCCCCUGGAGGGCCUGCCUCUGUCCCAGAGCGCCCUGAGCAUUGCCAAGGAAAAAAACAUCAGCCUGCAGACAGCCAUCGCCAUCGAGGCCCUCACACAGCUCUCCUCAGCCCUCCCUCAGCCUUCUCAUUCCACCUCCCAGGCUUCUUGUCCACUCCCUGAGGCCUUGUCCCCUUCUGCCCCUUUCAGGUCUCCCCAGUCCUACCUCCGGGCUCCCUCGUGGCCCGUGGUUCCCCCAGAGGAACAUCCAUCCUUUGCUCCUGACAGCCCAGCCUUCCCUCCAGCAACUCCAAGAACUGAGUUUUCUGAAGCAUGGAGCACUGACACCCCUCCAGCAACACCCCGGAACUCCUGGCCUGUACCUCGCCCAAGCCCCGACCCUAUGGCUGAACUGGAGCAGCUAUUGGGCAGCGCCAGUGAUUACAUCCAGUCAGUAUUCAAGCGGCCUGAGGCCCUUCCCACCAAGCCCAAGGUCAAGGUUGAGGCCCCCCCUUCCUCCCCUGCUCCAGCACCAUCUCCUAUUUCCCAGAGGGAGGCUCCCCUGCCAUCUUCAGAGCCCGACACCCACCAGAAGGCCCAGACAGCGCUUCAGCAACACCUUCAUCACAAGCGCAACCUAUUCUUGGAACAGGCCCAUGAUGCCUCCUUCCCUACUUCCACAGAGCCUCAGGCUCCUGGUUGGUGGGCCCCACCAGGCUCACCUGCCCCACGGCCUCCUGACAAACCACCCAAGGAAAAGAAAAAGAAGCCCCCUACCCCAGCUGGAGGUCCUGUGGGAGCAGAGAAAACCACCCCUGGGAUCAAGGCCAGUGUCCGAAAGCCCAUUCAGAUCAAGAAGUCCAGGUCCAGGGACAUGCAGCCCCUCUUCCUGCCUGUUAGGCAGAUUAUUCUGGAAGGGCUAAAACCCCAAGCCUCCGAAGGACAGGCACCUACACCUGCCCAGCUCCCCGUCCCGCCCCCCGCCUCCCAGGGUGCUGCCUCCCAGAGCUGUGCUACCCCUCUACCCCCAGAACCUUCUCUUGCGCUGUUUGCACCUAGUCCCUCUGGGGACAGCCUGCUGCCCCCUACUCAGGAAAUGAGAUCCCCCAGCCCCAUGGUAGCCCUGCAGUCAGGCUCCACUGGUGGCCCCCUUCCCCCUGCCGAUGACAAGCUGGAAGAGCUCAUCCGGCAAUUUGAGGCUGAAUUUGGGGAUAGCUUUGGGCUUCCUGGCCCUCCUUCGGUGCCCAUUCAAGACCCUGAAAACCAAUCAACAUGUCUCCCAACUCCGGAGAGCCCUUUCGCCACCCGCUCCCCCAAGAAGAUCAAGAUUGAGUCUUCAGGGGCUGUGACUGUGCUCUCAACCACCUGCUUCCAUUCAGAAGAGGGAGGACAGGAGGCCACUCCCACCAAGGCCGAGAACCCACUCACACCCACCCUCAGUGGCUUCUUGGAGUCACCUCUUAAGUACCUAGACACACCUACGAAGAGUCUGCUGGACACACCUGCCAAGAAGGCCCAGGCUGAGUUCCCCACCUGCGAUUGUGUCGAACAAAUAGUGGAGAAGGAUGAAGGCCCAUAUUACACUCACCUGGGAUCUGGCCCCACAGUAGCCUCUAUCCGGGAACUCAUGGAGGAUCGGUAUGGAGAAAAGGGGAAAGCUAUUCGGAUCGAGAAGGUCAUCUACACGGGCAAGGAGGGGAAGAGUUCUCGAGGCUGUCCCAUUGCCAAGUGGGUGAUCCGAAGACACACACUGGAGGAGAAGCUGCUGUGCCUGGUACGGCAUCGGGCGGGCCACCAUUGUCAGAAUGCCGUGAUCGUCAUCUUGAUCCUGGCCUGGGAGGGCAUCCCUCGCAGCCUUGGAGACACCCUCUACCAGGAGCUCACCGAUACCCUCCGGAAGUAUGGGAACCCUACCAGCCGGAGAUGUGGCCUCAAUGAUGACCGUACCUGUGCUUGCCAAGGCAAAGACCCCAACACCUGUGGUGCCUCCUUCUCCUUCGGCUGUUCAUGGAGCAUGUACUUCAAUGGCUGCAAAUACGCCCGGAGCAAGACGCCACGGAAGUUCCGCCUCACAGGAGACAAUCCGAAAGAGGAGGAGGUGCUCCGGAAUAGCUUUCAGGACCUGGCCACUGAAGUUGCUCCCCUAUACAAGCGGCUGGCACCCCAGGCCUAUCAGAACCAGGUGACCAAUGAGGACGUGGCAAUCGACUGCCGUCUGGGACUGAAGGAAGGGAGGCCCUUCUCUGGGGUCACAGCCUGCAUGGACUUCUGUGCCCACGCCCACAAGGACCAACAUAACCUCUACAAUGGGUGCACUGUGGUCUGCACCCUGACCAAGGAAGACAAUCGCUGCGUGGGCCAGAUCCCCGAGGAUGAGCAGCUGCAUGUGCUACCCCUGUACAAGAUGGCCACCACGGAUGAGUUUGGCAGUGAGGAGAACCAGAACGCAAAGGUCAGCAGUGGGGCCAUCCAGGUACUCACAGCAUUCCCUAGAGAGGUCCGGCGGCUGCCCGAGCCUGCCAAGUCCUGCCGCCAACGGCAGCUGGAAGCCAGGAAGGCGGCGGCCGAGAAGAAGAAGCUGCAGAAGGAGAAGCUAAGCACACCAGAGAAGAUCAAGCAGGAAGCCCUGGAGUUGGCUGGAGUCACCACUGACCCAGGCCUGUCUCUGCAGGGUGGAUUGCCCCAGCAAACCCUGAAGCCCUCCCUCAAGGUGGAGCCUCAGAACCACUUUAGCUCCUUCAAGUACAGCGGCAAUGCUGUGGUGGAGAGCUACUCGGUGCUGGGCAGCUGCCGGCCCUCUGACCCCUACAGUAUGAGCAGCGUGUAUUCCUAUCACUCACGCUACGCACAGCCUGGCCUGGCCUCCGUCAACGGCUUCCACUCCAAGUACACACUUCCUUCCUUCGGCUACUAUGGCUUCCCAUCUAGCAACCCUGUCUUCCCCUCCCAGUUCUUGGGUCCCAGUGCCUGGGGACACGGGGGCGGCGGAGGCAGUUUUGAAAAGAAGCCAGACCUCCAUGCUCUACACAACAGCCUGAACCCGGCCUACGGUGGUGCUGAGUUUGCCGAGCUGCCUGGCCAGGCUGUUUCCACAGACAACCACCACCCCGCCCCUCACCACCAGCAGCCUGCUUACCCAGGCCCCAAGGAAUAUCUGCUACCCAAGGUCCCCCAGCUCCACCCAGCAUCCAGGGACCCCUCUCCCUUCGCUCAGAGCUCCGGUUGCUAUAACAGAUCCAUCAAGCAAGAGCCAGUCGACCCUCUGACCCAGGCUGAGGCCGUACCCAGAGACUCUGGUAAGAUGAGUAGAACGCCCUUGCCUGAAGCAUCUCAGAAUGGAGGACCCGGUCAUCUGUGGGGACAGUACUCAGGAGGCCCAAGCAUGUCCCCAAAGAGGACUAACAGUGUAGGUGGCAACUGGGGAGUGUUCCCUUCAGGGGAAAGCCCCACCAUUGUUCCCGACAAGCUCAAUUCUUUUGGGGCCAGCUGUCUCACCCCUUCACACUUCCCAGAUAGCCAGUGGGGACUGUUCACUGGUGAAGGUCAGCAGUCAGCCCCGCAUCCCGGAGGACGGCUUCGAGGCAAGCCAUGGAGCCCUUGCAAGUUUGGGAAUGGUACCUCGGCCUUGUCUGGUCCCAGCCUGCCUGAGAAGCCAUGGGGGAUGGGAGCAGGGGAUUUCAACUCCUCCCUGAAAGGUGGCCCUGGGUUCCAAGACAAGUUGUGGAAUCCUGUGAAGGUGGAGGAGGGCAGGAUUCCCACACCAGGGGCCAACCAGCUGGAGAAAGCCUGGCAGGCCUUUGGCAUGCCCUUGAGCUCCAACGAGAAGCUAUUUGGGGCCCUGAAGUCAGAGGAGAAGCUAUGGGAUCCCUUCAGUCUGGAGGAGGGGACAGCUGAGGAGCCCCUCAGCAAGGGGGUGGUGAAGGAAGAGAAGACUGGGCCUGGGGUGGAAGAGGACGAGGAGGAGCUGUGGUCGGACAGUGAACACAACUUCCUGGACGAGAACAUAGGUGGUGUGGCUGUGGCCCCCGCCCACUGCUCCAUCCUCAUUGAGUGUGCCCGUCGAGAGCUACAUGCCACCACACCACUCAAAAAACCCAACCGCUGCCACCCCACCCGCAUCUCGCUGGUCUUCUACCAGCACAAGAACCUCAACCAGCCCAACCAUGGGCUGGCGCUUUGGGAGGCCAAGAUGAAGCAGCUGGCGGAACGAGCGCGGCAGCGGCAAGAGGAGGCCGCACGCCUGGGCCUGGGCCAGCAGGAGGCCAAGCUCUAUGGGAAGAAGCGAAAAUGGGGGGGUGCUAUGGUGGCUGAGCCCCAGCACAAAGAAAAGAAGGGGGCUGUUCCUACCCGGCAGGCACUGGCCAUGCCCACAGACUCGGCAGUCACCGUGUCCUCUUACGCCUACACAAAGGUCACUGGCCCCUACAGCCGCUGGAUCUAGGUGCCAGGAGCCAGCGUACCUCAGCGUCGGGCCCGGCCCGAGCUGCUCUGUGGUGCUUUUGCCCUCAUGCCCGGGGGCGGGUUGGGGGUGCAGAAGUCUCUCUAUAUCUACAUAUAUGGAUACGCUUAUCAUAUAUAUGUAUUUAUGGUCCAAACCUCAGAACUGACCCGCCCUCCCUCCUCUAUUUCCCCAGCACUUUGAAGAAACUACGGCUGUCGGGUGAUUUUUUUUUUUUUUUGAUCUUAAUAUUUAUAUCUCCACGUUGUUUUAUUUUUUUUCCCCUUGUUUUGGGGGGCUUUUAUUUUCCUUUUGUUUUUAAAAUUUUAUCCUUGUAUAUCACAAUAAUGGAAAGAAAGUUUAUAGUGUCCUUUCACAAAGGAGCGUAGUUUUAAAUUCCAUUUAAAAUACGUAUUUAUUGGAUUUUUUAAAGCGACAAUAGUAAUGGGUUACAGGUGGGCAGAACAGGCCGGCAGCACUUCCUGCCUGUCGAGCCUAGCCUCCUGGGAGCUGCAGUUUCUCCCAGCCAUCUGCCCCCACAAACCAAGGUUAGCAUGGAGCCCUGGUCUAUCCCUUUCCGCAGGCUAGGGAGCCUUUGGGACCACCCCGUUCUCCUCUGUGGAACGGGGGAAGCUGCAGACAUCUGGGGGCCUGGCCUGAAGAUGCUGGUGUUAGAUGUCCCCAGAAACCAGGUUGGAAGUAGACAGCUUCAAGCUUGCUAGUCUCCACACUGAAUCCUCUCUGUCCGUUAUUUAUCAAGUCAUAUGAUGUCCUGGUUCGCUAGGCAGCACCUCAAGCUGGAGCAGGAGUCGAGAGGCUCCUAGGAGCCCUUCUCGUCCCGUUGAUAAAGCUGGUGAGUAUUGGGCGGAAGGGAGCUUAGUGGCAAUUUUCUUUAAAAUCGCCCCAAAGUUUGUCGAUACUGAAAAAGGGCUACUGUAUCUUUAGAAACGAGAAGUUGAACCCAAGCUGUGAAGAGCCAGUGUGCUGUGUGGCGCUCUGCGGGGCGCUCUCUGCGGUGCUGUGUGUGCGGUGCUGGAACCUGGUGCUGUAGUGUUGUGCUGGGACUUUUCUGACCCUCAGGGCAGGUGGCAUCCUGCCAGAGCUCAGCAAGCCAGUGUGAUGGCAGGUCACGCAUCGGCCUUAUUCCUGGAUCUUCACACGGGACGAUGGUGCAGUCCUCCCAGCCCUCGCAGGGUAUGGCCUACACUUCAUUUAAAGUGCCAGGGUCAGGCGUUUUCAAACAGGUUGCUAUGCUUUUCCUCCUUCGAGGGGGCCAGUUCUCCAGUGGAUCUUUCCUCUCCUCCCUCUCCCCUCUCCGCCUCCCCUGUAACACGCCCGUUCUAAAAUCCUGGUGCAUCCAUUCAGCUCUUUGAAAAUGAGAAAUGUUGGUGCUUUAAUUUCUGUGACAUCGACGAGAGAGAGAGGUCGGGCCUGACAGGUGGAGGUGGUGCUUGUCCGCAGCAGGUCAGUCCUCAUGGAGGGUUUGUUCUCAGAUGUCUUUGGCCGUGUUGUCAGGCCGCUCGUGAGGACGUGUGUGGUGAGUGGGGGGAGGCUUCAUCAGGACACACACAGAGUGGCAGCCAAGCCCUGAGACAGUUAUCUCGUGGUCAUAGCCAGGUUUGGUCUUCAUAAACUGAGCGUAGCAAUCCCGUGACAAUUCGGAAGGCAAGUCCGAGUCCCCAAGCUUCGUGUGGUGCCUUGUGCCAGAGCCAAGAGCCGAGCGGCCGGGUGUUGACUAGAGCCCUUCGGAAGCGCUGGCAGAGAGUGGCGAAAAGGUGUCCUGAGCAUUUUUUUUUUUUUUUGUGGUCUGGUUUUAACUGUAAAUAGUGAAAAGAUUUUUUUAAGCACUUUUGCCUAGAUUUAAACAGCAACUUGAAAAGAAUAAAAAAGUACAUUUUAACAUGUAAUUGUGGGAGAAACUGUAAAUAGUAGUUGAAUAUUUAAUGCUUUGUCAAUCCACCUUUACCAUAUUCUGUAAAGUGGCAAUUAUUUUACAGGACAAAAAAAUGAAAUUAUUAUUGCUUUUGAAAUAAAUACCCAAGAGCUUAUCAGGACUUAGAAUUAUUCAGAAUUCAGAUUUAUAGGAAAGCCUCUGACCCUCUGUUUGACAAGCUAAAGAGGCGGAGUCUUUAAGGCGCAUGCUAAUUUUCUAGUUUUGAGGGAGAGCUGGGUCCUUUAAAUGCUAUUUUGCCUAAAUCGCAUCAGUGCUUUUCCGCAGGUCUCAUCUGACUCCGUGCUUAGGUAGAUGCGGGGGUGCCUUGAAAAACUUCAUUUUAAAGAAUCUUAAAUAGUGAUAAUUGUACAAAGCAUUUGGAGAAUGUGACCGCAUAUGCGGCCCAUGGAAGCCCCAGGUUGGCUGUUGGCUUGCAAGGUCCUGAGCGUGGCCCAGGCGAUCCUGUUGUCGGCAGUGUGUGGAUCUCUCUGACGUGUAUUCAGUAUGCUCCAAUCCUCCUCACCCUUUGGUAGCAAAGCCAUUAGAUGAAGAAUGGAGAAACCAGUACAAGCUAAAAAAGCAUGUGAUGUCUAUCCCCCAAGCCUGCACAGCCUCGUUCAUAAGCUCUGGGCCAGGAAACAGGCUGCCGUGAGGUGAGGCAGGAGGUGCUCCACGUUGGCCUUUCGGGUCCUAGCGAGCUCUGUUUCAGGGCUCAGGGCUGUAGCUGUGCUUGAGCCCGUGCUGAUUUUCACACACUACAUAUAUAACCUACCUCAAAUCUGUCGUUGAAAUGAGCAUGCUUUAGACGUGUAUUUAAGACGUAACUAUGCACAGUUCUAUAUCCCCCAUCCCUUGCUGCUGAAGGCUUCUUAAAGAGAAAAAUCAAAUUUUUUAUUUUUACUGGCACUAUCAUUUUUUUAAGUCCUGAAGAUGAUUGACAAGACAUUUUUAUCAUGAGAAGAAAAAUUAAAAAAAAUAAAAAAUAAAGCCAUUGCAACUCAAGAACCUGACGGCAUGAGCGAGUUCCAAGAGUAGCGUUUUAACUAGGGAGAUGAUGGCUUCGGAGUCUGCUCCCUGUGUGCCCGUCCGUCUGUCCGUCCGUCUCCACGGUCCACAUGCAGUGCAAGCGUUUGAUGCCCCACCCCCAGCUUUCUUUGUUCUUUGUUUUUCUUCUCCCUGCCUGCUGUGUGCAAGAGGACUUUCGAAGUUCUAACCCGAGAGAUUUUCUUUUAGACUAUGUCAUUCUGCAACAGGAUCUGACAGGAUAACUGGUGCUAGCUGGAGAAACCACCCGUCAGUAGCCCCGCUGAGGGUGUCACGUGGAUUUGGGGGAGGGGGUUAGUUUGAAGUCUGGUCUUCAGUGGGGGCUGAGCACCCCAGCCCAGCCCUCCCGGGUGCUGCUUUGCUUUUUUGCUCUGGUGGCCCUGGUACAUGGGAAGGGAUUCUGCCUUCUCUGGCCCUCCCGCCUGCUGCUUAAGGAAGCAGUAGUUUGCAGAGCAAGGGGUUGUUCGCGUGCUAAAUGGUAAGGACAGACAUAGCAGAGCUUUGUGGCUCCGUAGCUAAUGGCAGUGGAUGUGUGAGCGUGGUUGACAGUAGCUGAAAACCCAGUGUCACAGAGCGAGGAGACGUGGCUGCCUCAGAUGUCAAAGCAAGGCCAAGCUGGUGGAAAACUGAUGUAUCCCUGAUGUGCCUCAACCAGUCUCUUUCCUUUUGUUACUCAAGUGUGUUUUCUGGACUUGGAAGCAUUUUUAUGAAUUGAAAUGGUCUAAUAAAUGGUGCUAUGGUGUUUCAAUGUGACUGUCCCUGAUCUCGUCUCCCUGAGGUGCUAUCAACGUUUGAAACCACAACCAACCAAAAAAACGAGGUGGGCUCCGUCUCUCGGCUUUUCUUUCCUCUUUUGGUGCUGUCUUUGUAGACCUCUGUUUACCGCGCUGUGUCUGCUCUGAGCAGCGUCCUGGGUCUGGUGUUUUGUUGUUCCCCUUGGUGUUCAAAGCUAGGCUCACGGAGGAGGCAGCUUGUUCCGUGCAAGGACAGCAGUGGCCCUCCUGUCUGGGCGGGCACUGUGGGUUUGUCUAUCUUCUUAGGCCAGAUUAGAAAGGGGAUGGUGGCUUUGAGAAGGAGAGGCAGGACCCCUGCCACUUCUUGUACAUCAGGUAUUCUCCUGUGUCCCAGGGUGCUAACCCUCGAGGGGGACAGGCUGUGGUCCAGGGGCAGCACCUUUACCUGGCCCCCGCAGGGAUGGGAUGGGCAAGACUUUGGGUUCUUGCUGCUCAUUGGUAGCUCCUGGUGCUCAGACUAAAGGCAGGUGCUUUUUUUUGUCCCUCAUUGCCACCAAGGCCGCUUUUAGUUGGUGCUAAACCUCUCCCCGUGUCCACAUAAGCUGACGUAAAGUUUAAGAACUCGACAGGAAGCUCCAUUUUUACAUCAUCCACUGUCACAAUUUUUUUUUUUAAAAAAUACCUCAAAAACAGGACAUUGUGACAACUUAGAUUCCAUGAGGGUAUGAUACUCACAGGCUGUCAGUGGGCUGACUUCCUUGACCGAGACACAUCUGGGGUCGCUCUGUGACAUCUGGGGUCGCUCUGUCCAUUCCUGAGCAGUAAAAUGGCAGAGUGCCGAAGGGAAGUAGUGUGGUUAGAUUUUUUUUUUUUCAGUUAUCUUAAGUUUUGCUUUUGAAUAAAAUGUGAAUCUCCUCUGUCCAUCUCAUUGAGCUUUCUGUCAUGGUUGCUGUCCUUUGAAACCCUUCGCAACACCUGGUUCAUCUGCUGUCCUACCAGGCCAACUUCACCACAUACCCUGGACCAAACUAACACUUUUGAGGUGCACACCUCAGCCCAGGCUCAUAGCCCACUCCUACCCAUCUGCAAAUAGUUGCUUCCAGGAGCGCCGCCUUCCUGAGAGGGCAAAGCAAUAGGCUUCUCACCUGAGGGAAGACCUCAGCACAGAAGCCAGGUUCUGGCUUCGUGCCUGAGGAUCAGUGAGCUGUUCAGCCUGCUCCUCGCUUGCUUCUGUUCUGAUAUCAGGGAUGCUUUCUGUAGGCUGUCAGUCAUGCUCCCCUCGCUCUGACGGCUCGUCAUUCAGGGGGAACCCUCACUCCUCACAUGGGGACAGAUAUAAUUGGCUCAUCUGGACAUCCUAAAUUUUCUUGAUUCCAAUAUAGAUUUGUUUUUAUUUUUUUCUUUUUCUUUUGGGGGUAGGGGGAGAGAGACAGGAGUGAUGUCAUUUAUUGUUCUUGUGUUUAAAAAAGCAAGGACCGGCUGUCUCACAGCAUACUAAUGCUUUAGACUUGAUCUAGAACCCUUGUACCUUUUGGAUGUGUUUUAUUUCUUAUCUCUUUGAAUUCCUGUUUGGUUACCUGGCUUCCAAUGGAGGUGAACUUAACAACCAUACUUGAAUAUUCCGUCUUGACUUUGUAAACUGUGGCUACUUGAAAUGAAGUUUAUCUGGGGUUGAUGGAUGAAUGGUAGGUUUUUGCAAUGUCUCAAGGCAAUAGGAUGUGUAUUAUUAAACUGUAGAUAUCUUAGUACAGUAAAUUUAUGCUGAUAAUUUUAUUUUGUAUAAUUUUUACCUUUUUGUUAAUAUUUUCCUUCCAGUUUAUUGGUUUGUCUCCUGAGCUACCGCCUUCCUUCCCCUUUCCUUCUCCCCCAGUGUUUCAGUAAAUUUAAUUUAGGGUGCCUAGAAAUUGCAAGUAUGUAUCCUUUUUUGAUUUGUAUUUUAUUAUAAUUUACACAAACAACUGGGUUUGUGAACUGUAUUACUCCUGGCAUCUUUAAAAUAUUGUGGGUGUUUUAAUAAAUUUUAUAUUUAUUUUUUGCACUCAAA
Rattus norvegicus (Norway rat) is the source of this 15074-nucleotide messenger RNA. RefSeq names its product tet methylcytosine dioxygenase 3 (gene Tet3). Lineage: Eukaryota; Metazoa; Chordata; Mammalia; Rodentia; Muridae. Gene Ontology annotation, biological process: positive regulation of transcription by RNA polymerase II; chromosomal 5-methylcytosine DNA demethylation pathway; protein O-linked glycosylation. The record is from RefSeq and is a predicted model, not a curated record. Gene Ontology annotation, molecular function: DNA 5-methylcytosine dioxygenase activity; 2-oxoglutarate-dependent dioxygenase activity; methyl-CpG binding. Gene Ontology annotation, cellular component: nucleus; cytoplasm; male pronucleus.